This is a messenger RNA of Exserohilum turcica Et28A, 862 nucleotides long. RefSeq lists its product as uncharacterized. The transcript has a single exon. The annotation marks the transcript as partial. The record is from RefSeq and is a predicted model, not a curated record. NCBI's taxonomy places the organism in Eukaryota, Fungi, Ascomycota, Dothideomycetes, Pleosporales, Pleosporaceae.
CGGCGGACAGAGCUGUGUUUCCAGAAAAUGAACCAGCGCAUCCUUCGCCUGGAGCAGAAGCACAUUGUCCAAGGCCCCACAGACGAGCAGCUCGAGCGCGUGCUGCGCAAGAUCUUGUCCGAGAGGUUUUCCCCUCCCGAGACUCGACCAGGCAAGAUGAUGGACCACGGACAGGGCGGCGCCUGGUUUGUCAAAGACCCAAACGAGCACCUCUACCCGAAAUCCAUCAAGAUGGACGUUGCCUCGCUGCUCGUUUCUCCCGAGUCAGUGCCGUCGCGCGCCUAUCUGGAGACGUUCCAGAUGCUAGAAGACGAUGUCAACGACUAUCCCGGAGAUGGCCUGCUUGAUGACGAUGAAGAGGAUAGAAAGAUGCACUUCGACAGCAAUGGCAAUCGACAGUCUCGCAGUGUCUAGUCGGGCACAGGACGCAUCCCCAACUCGCACCCGCCUCCAGAGAGGUCGCCAGCCCUCUGCUGGCGCCUCCUGCCUACGACCCAGACCUUUUGUCUCCGAUACCAGGACUCAUACUCGAACCGCGCAUCUACCCAACAUGAUAUGCCCUCGGAGCUGCCUCGAUACGCCCCGCCGUGGCCAGCAGCAAUGGCCCUCCGCGCAGUGAUAUAACAAGCGACCAUCGCGAAUACCCACGAUAGACUUGGCAUGAUUGCCAUGGUGGAUCCUUGGAGGUUUUCAUGUGUUGUGAGCGUCUCGCGCUCAGUCAAAGGAUACCAGGCCGCUGUCGACACCUCGACGGCGCACCAUAUAGUCUGGUACGCAUUUCGCUAGGACACAAUACCAUGUGGUAUGCCCUCGCAUCUCAUGUACAAGAAAGUUUAUGUAAUACGAUAAUUUCAAGCCUGCC